Megachile rotundata (alfalfa leafcutting bee) is the source of this 6160-nucleotide messenger RNA. Its product is annotated as excitatory amino acid transporter 1. Gene Ontology annotation, cellular component: plasma membrane. The record is from RefSeq and is a predicted model, not a curated record. Gene Ontology annotation, biological process: L-glutamate transmembrane transport. Lineage: Eukaryota; Metazoa; Arthropoda; Insecta; Hymenoptera; Megachilidae. Gene Ontology annotation, molecular function: neutral L-amino acid transmembrane transporter activity; glutamate:sodium symporter activity; L-glutamate transmembrane transporter activity.
CUAAGACCGCAGUAUGUACCGAUAAAAAGUACGUAAUGAUGCCAAUGUAUCAAUCGAUAAAUUAAUCGUGAACAGUUUGCACUGAAGUUCGACUUUCACCAACCGUCGAUACUCGUUAGAGAUUUUCGUCAAUUAUCGACUGAUCUCGAAACGCUGCAUAUCAAAUUCACUUUGUCUGCGAUUACAAAUUGCAUGUUAUUCUUAUUGCGAUGAAAGAAACUGUUAUAUAUACUCUUCAUUCGUAUCUGUCAUCGUUGCAUUCCAUUCGUGCUUGAAAAUGCAAUUGUUAUUAAAUUAUCCCCAACUGAAUGACUGUAUUAAUAAUGAAGUUUGCGAUAAGUUUCGAUUUAUAAUAUCGAAAAUAUAUCAACUUGUCACAAAUCGAUUAUUGCAUGGCGUUUUGGCGGAAAUGUCUCACACGGAAAAACACGAUCAAAUUUUAUUUAUUACUAAGACAAUUAUUUUUUACAAGAGAUGCGUUAAAAUGGACCAGGUUAUUGCCAAAGACAAAUUUGUCUUUCCUAAGGUUCUCUAUGAAGAAAUUUGCGGUUAAAUGAUUGACGGUUACAUAGAAACCACGAUCAAAUUACAGGGACGGCACACGUGCGGCGAUUAUAGUUGACGGUAGAAGAGAACAGACAAUUAAGUAAUGCGAUAAUGGAACCCGUGAAAUAUUAUGUUACGAUUAGCGAAUCAGAAAGGACAAGGAAAAAAUUGCACUUUUUAGGCAAUUUAGAUAAAAGUUCAUAUUCACCGACGCUGCCAAGAAAAUAAAACCAUGGACCACUGUUUGCUACCUGUUUCAAUACCAUCUAUUCAAACAUGCAUGAAUUUAUCGCGCAUUAAUUUUAUCGUGCAGAUAUUCUUCGUGCAACUAUUUUUGAAGAUGCUAUUCUAUUAUGGAGUAUGAUCUUUAUCUUCUGACUAUUGCACAAGUGUCUUCGCAAGACGCAUUUCGUGCGUCCAUUGUUAUAUGACGCACAUGGUGCGUCGGUACGUUAAAACGGAUAGCUGUAGCUAAAAUGCAAAUAUGCUUUUAGUAGAUAAUUUUAAAAUAUGAUUGAACACACGUUUGUCAGAAUAUUGACGAUACUGACAGAACUACGUCGGAAAUAGACGUAUUUAGUUGGUCGAAAAUAAACUUUGUGCCGUGUCGCAUCAUAGUCUACUAAAUCUUCCGCAAAAUAGUUCACUAUCGGCUUCCACCGUUUAUUAUCAUAUGUUAUCUAAUACCACGUAUAAUUAUAAACGGGAAGGAAGUAACAGUAUAAUUAUUACUUGCACUGUUGCUAUGAGGUUACAUUUAAUACAUGGCAUAUAUUUUUUACAGGGUUCUUAUUAUACAAUAAUUGAUCCAGAUUGUUCGAAAAUGCGGACGGUGAUUAUACUGCGGUCUCAGAAAAUAUGAGUGAAAAUGAGAGUAUGAACCGGAACUGUCCGUAUUCCUUUUUGUGCUUCACAAUAGAUGGGACAAAUGGUGCGCCACGAUAAACAUCAUUUACAUCAGCGUUGCAUAAGAAUAUUAAAAGAACCCAUUCGGUUGUCGAAAAAUCCCCGAGAUUCAAUCAUCGGCGUUCAGCAUCCAUCGCAAAACAGCCACGGAGGAAGAGGAUUUAGUGGAAGUCGGAAGGAAGGGAUCGGUGCGCGUAUCGGAGUAAGGGCAGAGGUGAUCGAGGAGAGCGGAUCAGCGAGAGAGAUAGCAGGACAACCGACAAACAAUAGACGCAUAAAACCCGGUGCUCUCCCGAUGGGGUCGUAGUUACGGUGUAUUUGUAAUGUAUCUGGCGAUGAUAGGCUAGCGCGGCAGGAAGAGAUCGUCGUAGGGGGAUCGCCAUAGCUAAUCGUACCACCCAAGGUGGUACAGAUUGAGAGCUCUAUCAGCACACAUCCUCUCCUGGACUAGCAAGUACAUCCAGCAACGUUCAACGCUGAUCUAAGAAGACAGUGGCCGGUAUAUCACCGGAUCAACAGUUUCUUCCGAUCUCUCCGAUCGCACCACACCGUAUUUCUUCCCUGAUCGGAACACGAAGCAGCUUCCGGUUCACCGGAAGUGAUCUAUGCGAACGGGUGACCGUCUUUUGGAUACCAUCACGUAAAUCAGCAUAGGACACAACCAUGGAAAUUGCCACUGAAUUGUCCCCACUAUCAGGAGCAGAUCCACAAUGCAAGAUCAUAGAACGCACCUCAUACUAUCCCCAAGACCCGAACAAGAGGCCAAAGACCAGGAGAGAGAAGGUUCUAGCCUGUCUGAGGCACAACUCGUUGACUAUGCUCACUGUGGGCGGUGUGGUCGGUGGUGUGAUCCUUGGUAUCAUCCUGAGAAGCUCACGACCGCAAGGAUGGACGAAACGCGAGAUUAUGUACAUCAACUACUUAGGAGACCUGUUCCUGAGGAUGCUGAAGAGUUUGAUCCUGCCGCUAAUCAUAUCCAGUUUGGUCUCAGCCAUAGGAUCUCUUGAUUUGUCGCUGAGCGGUAGGAUUGGGGCUCGGGCUAUCGUUUAUUACAUGGUUACCACUAUUAGCGCUGUUAUACUAGGUAUAAUUUUGGUAAUUACGAUACAACCCGGAGUGGGAAACAACCCAGACAUCAAGACAAAAGAACACUCACAGAACGUGUCCACAGUAGAUACUCUGAUGGAUCUAGUUCGGAAUAUGUUUCCUCCAAAUCUGGUGGAAGCUUGCAUUUCUCAGCACAGGACCGAAAUGCAGAAACCAGUGAAUGGUUCCACAGACAAUAUGGACAACUGGGAGCUAGUGCAAAAGAGCGUCUCCGGGACCAACAUUAUGGGUCUGGUUGUCUUUGCCACAGCUCUAGGCAUCACUCUAGGAAAGAUGGAACAGCAAGGGAAACCUCUUCUUCACUUCUUCGAGUCACUGUCGAGCGCGAUGAUGCUAAUUACUCACUGGGUGAUCUGGUUGUCACCCAUAGGUGUGUUCUUCCUGGUAGGCGCAAAGAUCACAGAGAUGCAAUCAUUAGACGAAGUCGUUGCCCAGCUAGGAAUGUACUUCCUCACCGUUCUAAUCGGUUUAUGCAUACACGGUUUCAUAGUUCUACCCAUCUUGUAUUUCGUCCUGACGAAAAAGAAUCCGUACGUGUACAUAUCAAACAUGGCACAAGCGUUGGUCACUGCAUUUGGCACCUCUUCGAGUUCUGCCACUCUUCCAAUCGCUAUCAACUGUCUGGAGGAGCGGAAUAACAUUGACCCUCGAAUCACGAGAUUCGUGCUGCCAAUUGGUGCUACCAUUAACAUGGAUGGCACUGCUCUGUAUGAGGCAGUGGCUGCUAUCUUCAUCGCGCAAGUACGGCAGGUCAGCCUCACCUUUGGUCAGCUGGUUGCAGUGAGUAUUACAGCAACUGCUGCAAGUAUUGGAGCAGCUGGAAUUCCUCAGGCAGGUCUGGUGACAAUGGUAAUGGUGCUGGAUACUGUUCGCCUUCCAGCUGAUGAUGUCUUUCUGGUUAUCGCUGUUGAUUGGUUGCUAGACCGCUUCAGGACAACGGUGAACGUGGUGGGCGACUCGCUAGGAGCCGGAAUCGUGAACCAUCUAAGCAGAAACGAGCUAACGUCGUUAUCGCACAAUACACAGUCCCAGAACGGAGCAGAUCAUCAUACGACAACGUCUAUAUGAAGUCGGGAUCAGUAUUAAUUGUUAGAAUUCACUUGUCACGAUAGCAGAAACGUUGAGCAUUCGCUUUCUCCUGCGACAGUUUGAUCCGUUAAAUGUUACAUUCCCUAACUUGAAAUUUAUCGAGAACGAAAUUUUGUAUUCACAUCUUGAUGGCAGCAACCUUGCGUAGUUACUCGAGAAGCGAUUUUGUUGAUACGACGUUCUGACGAGGGCAUGUUUUAUAUUUAACUUAAUCUAAUCCCAGUUUCGUUCAAUUAGGGUAAAAAUCGAAUUGUCUGAUCAUGUUUUAAUGGUCGUGUUCAGUUGAUUGUAUUAUAAGUUGCCAGCUUUUACAUUUGAUUUCGAAGUUUGUUAAAUUUAUUUUGCCGAACACUUUAAGUUGUACCUGGUACAUUAUGAGGCACUUUGAAAAUUCUUUCUGUUGACAUUGUGCAAUGUUACACGCCUCUAUGGGUACAGUGAACAUAGUACUGCCUAAGUGUUCUGAUUUUAAUGGUGUUCUUUUUUUAUCUUACUUUUCAAUUUCCGAAGCACCAUUCUCUUCUUGCUAACUUGAGAUGAAAGGAAGGGGAUACUUCAAAUAGCAAUAACAAACUUGCAAUGCAAAUAUUUGACUUCAAAAUAAUUUUUUAAAAUUUGGAGGUAAUUAAAAUAACACACGAUUUUUAAUAACAUAGUUGAGAUGUAUAAAAUCCGAUUGUACAUGAUUGAUCUAGACAAAACAUUAGUACCAAUAGAUAUGCAUUCUGAAUAAUGUUUCACAUUUAAUCUUUGUCUUCCAUCGCUACAAUAUGAUAGCUUAAUUUGCUGUUAGUACGAUUCAGUUGCAAAACACAUGUAAACCAUAGUUUCAGUCCAAUUCAAUAAUAAGAAAAGUCUAAAUUUUUAGAAAGUUAUAGUCACCUUCUUAUUCAGUUUUGAAAUUGAUAUAUAAAGUAAUUAUAAAUGUGUUCAAUCUUCAGUAGAUUUGUAUGCUUGUAAAGGGGCACAAUACAUGCAGAAGAGAAGUUGUUUCAUGCUAGUAAUAUUUGUAGAAAGUCAAUGAUAAAAAUAUUAUGGUAUUUAAAAUACCUCACUGCACUAGACAAAAAGUGUUCAACUAUUAUCUAGAAAGUAAAGAAAUGUAUUUUAUUACUCUCUAACAGAAACACUAAAUGAUUAUUAUAUAUAUUCCUUUAUACAGUUACAUUGGUGCAUGCAGUGAAUGUAACUGAAUAGUCAAUUUAUAUUUUUAAUUUAUUUACUGUAUUACACUUUAUAUAGGCAUAACUUAAGUUAAAUAAGUUGGAAGAUAAUUAACUACGUUUACAUUUACUUUUCAGGAACAUUAACAUCUUAUUUAUUUUUUAAUAAUAAUUUUAAUGAAAACAUUCGUUGCAGACAAAAUUUAUAAAUAGCUUGAAAAUUCAACAAUAAUAUAAAGAUGAAAAUAAAGCAAAAUUUUGAUUCUGUUUCAUUUCAACUAGAUGUUGAAAUACCACUGCACAUUCAGGAGGCAUUAUAUUAUUGAUUAUCAACCAGUUAAUUUGAUUGUUCAUAUUGUCAUGCUUCUUCUUUUUAUAAAAGUUUUAUAAUGGCCACGUUCAAUUUGAUUAACAUAUCUUUUAUUUCUUAUUUUGUGAAAUUAGUUAUAUCUUUAACUUUAUGCUGUGAAUGAUUAUAGAUGAAUUGCUAAGAGAUUCAGGAGUACAAGUUAGCUUUUAGUUAUGGUAUUUUAUAAAACUUUUUUGUUUGCAUUGAUCCCAAAUUUUUAAUCCUUUACCUAAUUAUUUGGAAAUGUUAAACAAACAACAAUUAGUUCAUUAAAUUGUUACAACAAAGCUAACUGAUACCAUGUUGCUCCUCAGCAAUUCCAAUAAUGGGAUGUGUUUAAAGUUAAGGCAUGAUUCAAACUAAUGUUUGUAUUAUUAUAAUUAAUCUCAUGAAUUGAUGUACAGUUACACUUUGUAAUUAAAUUCUGAGUAGAAUUUAUGUACCUGUACGUAAUUAAGUAAUGCCAUAGUUGCUUAAAAAUAUGCUGUAUAAUAUUUAUUUGUACAAUAAAUGUACAAACUGACAAUAACAAUAAAUUUAUUGCUUAUUUCUAAACAAAGUCACGCGUGUACGUGAAAAAUACUUGAGCCUUUCAGCCGUUUUAUUUCAGCAAAUGAUACACCAUCAUUAUUGUGCUAACAAAAUAAUUCUUAUCACAGUGAAAAUGUGCUUUUACAUGAUUAAAAACAAGAACAGAUUUUUCAAUAAAAAGUUUUUACCAAUUGUUUUAGUACUCAACAUUAUUUCCCCUCCAUCUUGUAGGAGGUAUAGGUUUACUUAAAACAUAAAAUAAUUAAUUAAGAGAAUUACUGAAAAUUGUUUAUUUCUUCUAUUCACUAACUGUGCAUAUAAUAUUUUCUUUUUUGUUUAUUUUAUCAAUUACAUUUCAGUUUGCGUUUUCAUGAGUUAAUAUUAAGUGGCAGUUGCAAAAAAAUAAAUCUAUUUGGGAUCUUAGAAAUCCGGAAUAUAUACUACAAAAGAACUUUGAAAAAAUACGAAA